CGACACCGGCAUAUCUGACCAAAUAUUAUCUCCAACCAUGGUCGCAGCUAUGAUGGCAAGACAGCAGUCGGGUGGAACCCGUCACAGCUGCGACGAGACUGCGUUCCAGUUCACCUGUUUGGGAACGAAUCCUCAGGUUUAUAUCAAAAAAACUCAAAGGAAGACCGAAACGCUCGAAAUAAAACGGUCUACGUCAGAUCUCCCACCGAAUAUCGCGACCCAUGUAGCAAAAUAUUCAUCACAAGUUGCCGCGGCCAUUUUCUCCCAAAUGCUGGAUUCCUCUUCACCACUUGUGAGCACUCUCCCCGCCCCAGAAAUCGCUAUGCAGCAGCUCCGGGAUGCCGCAAAGCGGCUUCAGGAGAAUACCGAUGCCCGAGCACUCUCGUACCUUUUACAAAACAACUGGCUUUCUACCGAGACACCAGAAUAUUUUUCAACGACCGAUCACACCUUGGAACCGAAUAUUUAUGAGGAAGGAUGUCCAUCAAUCAUGCAAUUCCUCACUACACCAAAUCCGAUUGUACCCUCGAGUACUCGGAAAUUAUCACCUGCCUCAGUGCCAACCCGAAGGCUGGAGAGCUCUGGCUUCAAUGGGGGUCAUGAGUCAUCACUUUGCCCCUCGAGCGUCGGUCUACCGGUGGGAAAACCUUGCGAUCUCUUGUACGGGGUUGAUCCACCAUACAACCCGUCGAGCGACUUGCUUUUGUUAGAACAUGGGGAACCCCCCGCGCAGGAGCUCCUAUGCGCCUCCCGGGGUUCAGUGAAAACCAUAUCGGUGGCUAGUUAUACGGGUGCCCAGGAAUCACCACGGGCCGCGGUGAUUGAUAGAAUGGGGCCCGAGCUGGAGCAUCGGGAAUUGAUCAAUACGAUAUUGGUGGUCCCGAUAGCGGAUCGCACUACCAUCAAUGCGUCCAAUAAUCACAUCCCCAAUAAAUUUGCAGGAUUGGGUGGCGAUAGUGAUUUCUUAGCACGAUCAGGUGAUGAAGCGAUGAAAAGGGAGGGUUCGAACAACCAGAUCCUUCAGGCAUUCUCCCAAUGCGAACCGUCAGCCUCUAGGUAUGCACAGCGAAAUUCCCAUGAUCGUGAUGGAGAAACUGGGUGGCCACCGGUAAAGAAGGCCAAAGUGCCGCAAGGUCGCCCAAUGCCGGUUAGGGGAGGUGUCGAUGGCGAACGUGAUGGUGGAGAUAAGAACAGAAAAGGCAUAAAAAUGAUGACUGACCAGAGGAAACGAAAGAAUUUCCCGGAUCAAAAUAGGUACGUCUUUCACAAGCAAACUUAA
This is a messenger RNA of Tuber melanosporum (Perigord truffle), 1279 nucleotides long. RefSeq lists its product as uncharacterized. The transcript has 2 exons. The record is from RefSeq and is a predicted model, not a curated record. The coding region runs from base 38 to 1279 and encodes 413 amino acids. NCBI's taxonomy places the organism in Eukaryota, Fungi, Ascomycota, Pezizomycetes, Pezizales, Tuberaceae.